AUGAUUCCCCUGGGGAUAGCCAACGUGCAACUCGACCUGCCCGGACACGGGUACUCGGAGGGCGAGCGCGCCUAUGCCACUCACUACUCGCAUUGGGUGGACGAUAUUUUCCAGCUGCUUGAGGCGAUUGCGGGAGGCGGCUUUACGUCUCCCGCGGCAGGAAAGUUCUCCCUUUCCAAGGGACAGCUCGAGCAACUCAAGACUGUGCCGAUAUUCUUGUCGGGAGAGUCGCUCGGGGGUGGGCUUUCCUUGUUCACGGGCUUGACGCUUUACGACAGACAGCACGCCUUGUUGCCGCGAUUCAAGGGAGUCUGCCUGAUGGCUCCGGCAAUCCAGGGUAACCCCCCCCCUGCCCCAGUGGUAGCGUUUCUGCGAUACGUCGUGGCCCCUGUCAUCCCCAAGUGGCAGAUACCCAACGCGCUUGAGUCAGUAAAAAACCCCACCCAAGUUUGGAAAACCGAAGAAGACCGAGCAAAGGCGGACCGAGAUCAGUGGGGAAACCCGGGAGCGCUCGGGUGGGGGCACAACAUGAAGUUCAACAUGGGGCUCAACAUGAUGGACAUGGUCGGUGUUGUAUACAGCCGCCUUUCGGACGUAAAGUUCCCGUUCCUCAUUAUGCACGACCCCGGAGACGCUAUUGUCCAGUUUGGUCCAGCGCGUGAGUUGAUGGAGAAGGCAGCCACUCCAAAGGAUGACCCAAGGGCGAGGGAGCUCAAAGAGAUGGACGGCUGGCUGCACGACCUCCUCACCAACUGCCCGGACCUUAUCAUCGGACACUUGACGGACUGGAUUGUCUACCAGAUAAACCGCGCGUAACCCCUGCCGCCCUCCACCGCCCGCGGCACACGGGAGUGACGGAGUCAGAACCUUGAACCCGGUCGGGUCGGUCGGCAGGCCAUCUUCCGCGUUUCGUCUAAGUGUCAUCCGAGGUUGGGCUGUGGCAGUUCGCUGGAAGAACCCUCCCUCGGCCAUUUGUACAUUUUGGGAUAAUUCUUCGUGUUGGAGGGAUGGGGCUCCGGGACACUACGGGUUGCUCUAACACCUCCAAGGAUCUGGUUGGUUUUCCGACGGGACAACCGCGCAUUGUGUUGGCAUGCAGCAGGAGAGCCAUGGGUUAAAACCCAUUGCAUCGGACCUCAAUCAGCGACAUUGAUCCGCACGUUAUUUGGCGAUUGCGUAGAUCGAGGGUACGUGUUACCUUAUUUCUAUGUGCGAACCCCCCCCCCGGAAAAGUAGGCAUCGACACUUGGAGGUUUCAUUGCAGCAAAUCAAUUUCUCCAUCGUCGCGCCCGUAUUAUGAAGAAAGUGACGUCAACACACACUGUUCGUAAACGUUGCUCAUCUUGCGGGUGCGUAUGAGGAUCAUAGUAGCUCGGUGAAAUCAACGUUUCAGCCGCACAUGUUAACAACCGGCACGGGAGGGUAGGCAUCGCAUAUCCUAGACGGGCCAUCGAGAGUACUCUGACUAAUCUGUACUUGAGUACCGUUGUUUUGUUGUAAAGAGUGGGCAGGUGACGCGCCGCGCUCGCUGUCCUUGUUGCUUGCGUUGUGAUAUCUAUCUUGUGUAUCUAGUGUAACUUAUGUCUG
Messenger RNA from Ectocarpus siliculosus, 1587 nucleotides. Lineage: Eukaryota; Phaeophyceae; Ectocarpales; Ectocarpaceae. The record is from the annotation of a GenBank genome assembly.